AGCGUGCAAAGGUCGUGCCGACUCUGGUGAACUGCUGGGAUCAGCUGAUAGGACUGUAGCGCGACCGCUCAGCCUCGCUUUUUGAUCUAUGCUGGCUCACGCGUGCCAAAACCGCAUGCAUGCAGCUGUGCAGGCUCGGGGUUUACAGCAUUUUUGCACGGACUCGGCUCUGCGCGAGUGCACAGGCGAUUCUGCAGUAAUGAUUUGAAAUAUAUCAUCCCAAUACAGCGCUACACGCAGCGGUGGCACUCGUCAUGCGGUUGCAACUACUCACACUGCUUUUGCAGCACAGCACUCAUGGCCUCGUGCAGCCGCCGCGACGUGCGUCGUCCGCACUGAUUGCUCAAGCCGCGCGCACGGGCAAGCGCCAGCGCGUGGCGAGCUGGUUUCGACGACGGCGGCGACAACCAAACACCGAGCCCUCCGAGACGCCGCCGCUGUCGCUCCUCGAGCGCGAUUCGUCGCUGAGCGUUACGUGCUGGGAAGCGAUGAUGGGCCUGGAGGCGCCCCAAACGCUGGCGGACCGACGGCUCGCGUUUCGUGUGGGUAGAGACGCGUCCUGGACUAUCGUCACUGUCGACUCUUCGUGCAGCGUUGCCGUCGAGAUCGAGAGCUGCCUCGAGCGGCCUGCGGUGGACGCGUGUGUUACGUACGCAAGCGAACAGGUCUUCGAGGCGCUGAUGGACGAGAAGUAUUCGUCGGCGGCGGCUGUGGCGACCAGACGACUGAGGAUUUCGGGCAGCUUGAGCGUCGCAUCGGCAAGCGAACCACUCUUCGACGCCGUCGAAGUGAAACUAAGGAAUACGCGUGCCGUCGCGGUCGGCGGUGCCGAGGUCGCCGCUGCUCGGCGCGCUGCUGCGGAAGCGACGCUCGACGCGCGCCUUCGCGAUGCAGCCGCGCGUCCGUGGUUUGAAAGGUGGCGUGCGCGGCACGUCGGGACUGAUCAACAGGUCGCUGUCCGUGUCAAUCAAUCAAUAUUUGCGUCGACUGCGCGCAUCCACAACUCAGAUCCACGCGUAGGUCGCCAGCGCGCUGCUCGUGCUCGGCGGUGUCCUGUACGUGAUUUACUGCUUCGUGGUGGUCGCUGCGGCGGACUCGAUUGAUGUACUGCCCAAUCAGCUUUACCUGGCAUCCGCAUUGCUCUGGCUGCUGGGAUCAGGAGCUCUGGUGCAGGGAUCCUAUCCUGAAAACGUCCUCGCGCUCGCAAAGAAGGCAGAGGCCGAUGCCGCUGAUGGAGGUCUGCGCCGCGGUGCACUGGUCUUUGUAGAGCGCUACUGUACCGACAGCGCCGUGUUAGUUGGAGCGUACGGCCUUGGCGUAGGUGCGCCGACAUUUCUUGCUGGCGCGGCGGCUGCUAUCGCAGCGCAUCCGGGGGACGUCGUGCCUAUCUUAUAUGCAGUCGCCGGUGUCUACAUUGUGGGUGCGACGGGACUUCUCGUGUAUGGUGCUUUACCCGAUUCACUCGCUCAAAACGGCGGUGCGGGAAGCACGAAACUCCGUGAGUCGUUUUCGGUUUUGCGAGACUCGCGCUACGCCGAGACGGACGUUGUGGCCGGGGCGUGGGCGUUCGCAGCGUUCAUGUGUGCUUGCUUGGCUUUCGGAGUUAUUGAUUUAAUUGCGGAGCCGUCGUCUCUCGCGGUGUUGUUCGCGGUGUCACAAGUUCCGUUCGCAGCAGGCGCUCUGUUGCUGGCGGAGGCUACUUAUCCAGAAAACACAAAUAGAGUUUCCUACGGCAACUCAACGCGGGGUAUUGACGAGAUGGUACUACGCGGGCGAAUGCAGAGAGGCGAUGCGUUGGUGUUGCUCGAGUAAAAGUUGUUGUUGUUAAUGCUUUGGGGUACGCGGUGCGGGACCCGGGCGGCAAGCCAGUGAUGCUGGUGACCGUCAGUUACCAAGUGCAGAAGAAAACCUAAGACUACUAAGCCCUUUCGGAUGGGUUCGGGCCCGGAGGGCCCGGAGGGCCCGAAGGGCCCUUCCAGCCCUUUCCAAGAAUACCUAAGACUACUAAGCCCCUUCGGAGGUUAGGAUCACUGUGGGUUCGGGCCCGGAGGGCCCGAAGGGCCCGAAGGGCCCUUCCAGCCCUUUCCAAGAAAACCUAAGACUACUAAGCCCCUUCGGAGGUUAGGAUCACUGUGGGUUCGGGCCCGGAGGGCCCGAAGGGCCCGAAGGGCCCUUCCAGCCCUUUCCAAGAAAACCUAAGACUACUAAGCCCCUUCGGAGGUUAGGAUCACUGUGGGUUCGGGCCCGGAGGGCCCGAAGGGCCCGAAGGGCCCUUCCAGCCCUUUCCAAGAAAACCUUAGACUACUAAGCCUCUUCGGAGGUUAGGAUCGCUGUGGGUUCGGGCCCGGAGGGCCCGAAGGGCCCGAAGGGCCCUUCCAGCCCUUUCCAAGAAAACCUUAGACUACUAAGCCCCUUCGGAGGUUAGGAUCGCUGUGGGUUCGGGCCCGGAGGGCCCGAAGGGCCCGAAGGGCCCUUCCAGCCCUUUCCAAGAAAACCUUAGACUACUAAGCCUCUUCGGAGGUUAGGAUCGCUGUGGGUUCGGGCCCGGAGGGCCCGAAGGGCCCGAAGGGCCCUUCCAGCCCUUUCCAAGAAGACCUAAGACUACUAAGGCCCUUCGGAGGUUAGGAUCGCUGUGGGUUCGGGCCCGGAAGGGUGGUGGUCUCAAACGUAGUGAAGCACGCUUCCCGCCGAACGCUAAAAGACCGUCAGCAUUUACUUGCGUGGCCUUCGACCCGCGCUCCGCAAAAACGUGUUUAGUGGCUGGUACGGAUGGGCGCGUCCGCGUCUUCCGAGAGAAACAUGAAGUGGCAACCUUCGCGGCCCAUGAAGGUUCUGUGGCUUCUAUAGAUGCUGUCCAAAGGGGCUCUUUAUGUGUUGCGGUCACGUCGGGCAGCGACGGGUGCGUCAGAAGGUGGGCCGGCGAGCAGUUGUCGAGCGCGGGGCGCUGCCGGCUGUUGAAGAACGGCACCGUGGUCAAGUGCUGUCUCAUUGAUGAUUCUGAGGACGACUACGCUUUAUGUGCGACGGAGCGGGGUACCGUACUCACUUGCGUGCCCGGGGCCGACGACAAAAAGAGUAUCUGCCGCUCACCGGCGAAGACUGUGGAUCAAUCGAAGGUCGCUGCUGUCGUCGUGAGCGGUCAUUUUGAUACGAUAAGAUGCCUCGCGGCGCACCCUUCACAAAGUGUCUUCGCGACGUGCGGUUCCGAUAGCAGAGUCAUCACCUGGGACGCGGACCAGGGCUCAAAACUGCGUCAUACUUCCCUGGAAAGUUGUGGUUCUGCUAUAAAAUACGACGAGAAGGGGCGGUACUUGUUCGUCGGGAGUGACCAGGGCACCGUUUCCAUAUUGGACGCCUCGUCCCUAGAUAUCGUACGAACCCACAACGUCUUCAAGUGCCCCGUGACUUCGAUCAGUGCGUCGCCGGAUUCGAAGCUGAUAGCGGCCUGUUCUCGCCGAGGCGACGUCGUGGUCCUAGACGAAGAAAGAGCUUUGGCUUCACUCAGGAGCGGGUCCGGUGCUUGUGUGAUAGCGGCCGACUUUGGGAGAGACGCCAAGCGUCGGUUAGUGUUCAGGACGCGAGGAGAUGAUGGGGUUGUGGACUACUGGCGGCUCGACGGGCGGCGGACGCGGCGGUUAUUUCGGGUCGAGGACCUGCCCGGUCCUGAACCGUGGGCCUGGCGCAGCGGCUUUGCCGAGGGAAGGUGCGUGGCGUCGAACAUGAAGGGCGUCGUCGCCGUGGCCGACGACGACGGUCUAGAACUGCGGAGGGGCGCGGGCGAGGCGCGCGGUUCAUUUAGAGGCGAGGCGGCGUACGAGGCACACGCGCUGGCGUUCCUCGCCGACGGUCAGCGGUUGGUGACGGCGGCGCGGGGCGCGCGCGCGGCCGUCGUCUGGGACGCGGCGCGGGAGACUUCAGUAGCUUGCGUCGACGAGAACGCGGCGCCGCCGACGCCUCCCCCAGCGGUGGAGGCGCGACCGCGGGUCGCGGUGGAGGGGGACUGGCCCUUCUAAACAUACAG
Pelagomonas calceolata is the source of this 4021-nucleotide messenger RNA. The record is from the annotation of a GenBank genome assembly. Lineage: Eukaryota; Pelagophyceae; Pelagomonadales; Pelagomonadaceae.